Messenger RNA from Toxoplasma gondii ME49, 13534 nucleotides. RefSeq lists its product as hypothetical. The coding region runs from base 1568 to 12970 and encodes 3800 amino acids. The record is from RefSeq and is a predicted model, not a curated record. NCBI's taxonomy places the organism in Eukaryota, Apicomplexa, Conoidasida, Eucoccidiorida, Sarcocystidae. The transcript is spliced from 9 exons.
GCGGUGAGCCUACUUCGCGCAACUAGCUCGCACCCAGAAGUUUGCGCGAGACCCGAACAUCGACCUUGCGGAGCAGCGGCUGCCGCGUUUUGUGCCUCGGUUUUCCUUCGCGCGAGAGACCGAAGCUGCACCUCCUCGGCAGAACUGGCGACGCUUCGGAUUUGCCGUCGAAAAAAGGCGCGGUCUUCCCCGGCGCGCGACGGACAGGAAACAUCUUGCGCAACGCGCUCCGGAACUGUCACCUCGUGUCCGGCUGGCGGCUGAGGUGUAUGUACACCCAGCAAUUCCCCGGGAUUUCCAGAGGCCGGGAAGCGCACACCCGCGGGAGUUCUGCUUGAACGCUCUCCUGAACUUUGGCGCCACAGAGAGACUUCUUCGCGUAGCUUUUUUCAGUGCAUGUCCAUCUCCCGUGAAGCAAGUCCCCCCUGUGAAGACACUGCGUCCGUCCUCGGAUCCUUGGCCGCGGUUUUCUCGGCUUUUUUCGCCCUGCCGCGCGAAAAAAAGCCUCGCGCGCUUCUCACCCAAGAGAAAAGAGAGAGGAGGCAAGCCAUCGUCCCGCAUGCCCGGACUCUUGCAGUUCGUCGUCCAGGCGUGCAUUCCCCUGCUUUUUCCGUCCGUUCUGAACGCGCCGCGCGCCCCCGCGUUUUCGCGAGCUCUCUGGCCGCCCAGCUGCGCUCGAGACUGCUGAGUUGAGGCUGCGAACAGCCUUCUUCGUCUGCAGACCUCUUCGGCUGACCACGCAGCUCUGCAUGCACCUGGGCAGAAGGACCUUUCAAGGUGCCGCGUCACGGGAGCCUUUGUUUGCGCCUCCCUCGUCCACGUCUUGCGUACAAGCCGGACUUUCUGACGAGCGUUUCUCACAUCGGAGGCCCCGGAAUCUUCACUUCCUCGUCGCUCGUUAGAAAACGAAAGCCUCGAAACACCCAGACGCCUCGCCCAGGACGCAUCUGGCUCAUUAGGGAACACACGCUUCGUCUUUCUGUCUCUCUACAGCGGCCGCCUUCCCCGCGUCCGCCGUCCGGGGAGAAAAGUGACUUGCAGGGCGUACACCAGAGCGAACAGACCCGAGAGCUGUUUCGGCGAGUUUCUGUGGGACAGACGCCCUGUCGCUUCUCUGUGAAUCUCUACGGGGCUCUCUCGUUCUCCCGUGCUUUCUUCUCUCGGUGCCUCUACCCUGUGGAAGGUUUCGUCCUUUCUCUCUCGACCUUUUCUCUCUCUCAACCCUCUCCGCUUCGGAUCUCCUUGGCACUGUUGUUUUCUUGUCGUCUCCGUCGCACCCGCGACGUUUCUUCGUUUCCAGGAGCCGACCUCUCCCCUCUCGCGAAAGCGAGAGCUCGUCUUUCCCCGGUCGACUGAGGUCUGCGCGCCCUCAUGCGUUUCCGCUCUGGUUGCUCUCUGCUUCCCGCCCGUCUCCCUCUUUUCCAGUAUCUCGGCUUCUUCCUCGCUUUUCUCUUCCUCAUUCUCGCGCGCCUCGCUCGCCGACACAGUUCUGGAGACGCCGAGACGGAGCGAGCAGCGGCCGAGGAGAACAAGAGCGCAAGCUGUUUGUGCUGCGUCGCCUUCUGCGAUGAGGCGUCUGUCGAUCUCUGCUGGGACUCCCAGUACGAAGGGCGGAGGAAAAGCUUGUGUCGUCUCUGCCUCGGACGUCCCGCCUUCUCUCUCAAGAGCCUCAGAGAGCCACCUUCCUCGCCCCAGAGAAGAACCUGCUCAGGCCAUCCCCGCGGCUCUCCCCUUUUCUCCAGCGUCCUCUUUGCCCGCGUCGCCCGGGAGCGGCGGCUCGGGUGUAUGUACACCUGACAGCCGGGGCCAGGCAGGCGCUGCAGGUGGGCCUCAGGGUGGGCGGAGAGGCCGGAAGUCGGUGCAGACAGUCAAAGCCGGACAGUCGCCGGCUCCGCUUGUCGCGGGGUCUCCCCGAGGAGAUCGCCUGCCCUGUCAGAAAGAAGAAGGUAGCGUCUCCGAGCAGAAGGACCUUCUCAGUGUCUCGCGUUGUUCUGCUUCGCCAGCGGGUCCGCCCUCUGUCGGCGCCGAAGCGCCUCUGAGCAGCCUCAGUCGCAGCCGGCGGCCGAGUGUCGCGGACGCUCGCUCCCCGCUUCUGGCCGCUUCCGCGGCGGUUCCCUCCGCCACGAGCGCCUUGCGGCCCUCGCGCGCCGAAACUGUCUCCUUGACUGGGGCGUCCCCGCCGCCCGCGGUCGUGGAGCCCCAGCCAGCAGGCGACGGGAUCGCGGAGAAGGCGUCGAGCGGUCGCACUGGAUCCAGCGAGGAGGACCAAGACGCACCAGGUGUCUUCUCCCAGCGCGCCUCGAGGUCGAAAGAGGACGGCCGAGACGUUGCCUUGCUGGGCGGCCAGGACGAGCGAAGAGAGGAGUUGCGAGAGGAGCGGGGUCGCGGACGGCGACAAGGGAGCGUCGCUGAGAGCAGGCUUCAGGCACCCGCGUCGAAGACAGAGAGAGAAGGAAAGAAAGCAGAAGCCGACAAGAAAGAGGAGACCGGGAAAUCGACGGGUCGCCAGCGACUGCCGCCCAGCCGGUGUCGACACCGGGUGGAAGAACCGCGGUGGGAUGAAGAAGAUGAGAGUGAGUUGUCUGAAUACGCUGGGUCCGCGUCGGGAGUGAACGCCGGUUUUCCUGGGGCCGAGAAGUUGGAGAAAGAAUGUGUGAGAAGCCGAGAAGAGAAGCGGCGACGCCGAGACGAGAAGGGCAACGAGACAGGCAGUCCGCAGCCGGAACGCGGGGGCGAAGAAGACGCACGGGGGGCUAUGAGACACGGAGAAGCAGGAAAGGAUCCGGCGGCGGACGCAAGCGGAGACGCGCGAGAGGGGGCACCACUUCCGGAGCAAGCUGACAGCGAGAAAGAAGGCGCGGAGAAGAAGGCGAGACAACAGCCCGGUCGAACUGAAGAGAGUCGAGGGAAGAGGGAGAACGCGAGGGGGGAAGAAGAGCAGGAGGAAGCGGAGAAAAAGCGCGGCAAGAAGGAGGACCUUCGAAAGAAGAAGGUCUCCUCCGUCAGGCGGCCAGACGAAGAGAAGGAAGAGACAGAGGUCGAUGUUGUCAUGACAGAUGCCAACGAGGCGGAGAGAGAAGCCGUCCACGCAGAGAGGCGGGAGUCGGCAGAGUCUGGAGAAGGCGCUGAGGCCCGCGAGGAGAAGAAGCGCCGCGUCGAAGGCCGGGAGCCUGCCAAGCUCGAAGAGGCCAUGGGAGAAGCCCGCGAGGCGCAAAGUGACGGACGAAGAGAAGAAGACGGAAGAGGAUCGUCUCCAGGUGAAGCCGAGGGUCCCGAGGGCCUUGAUCGAGACUCUCACGGCGUGUGCCGGGGGAACCUUGGAGGGGAUCGCGGGCGGAACAGCCAUGCGGAGAAAGAGACGAGUGAGUCUCUGCUGGGUGAGACGGCGAAGGCGGCGAAACAGCUUGAGGAGCGCGAGGGUGGGCGGGGCUCUGAAGUGCAACAGGAGAACGAAACAGAAAAAGGUGAGCGUCGUCGCGGACUGAAAAGCGACGGUCGAUCGAAAACAGGACUCGGACGAGACGCAGACCAUGGGAAAGCCACACGACGAUCAGAGAAACCCCCCGAAGAAUCUCGCCAACAGACCUCUGCUUCACCUUCUUCAACUUCAUCUUCUUCUUCGGCUGCCGUUGUUGGAACUGAGAGUGAUGCGUGCGACGCAUCUGCAGAGAAGAAAGAACGAGGAGGUUCGCCAGGACGGGCGGCGCUGGCUGCACCAGCCGCAGACAGUCUGCAGGUCUGCGACGCGGAUCCUGCCUCCGCAUGCGUGGGCACAUUGAAGAGAACAGGUGAGUGCUCAGCGGAAGGCGACGAGGUCGCUGCCGUCCAGUCUCACGGAAAGGCGCGAUUGGGAGAGAAGCGGGAGAUCCCCCAAGGCGCGGUGGCGGGCCUUGACAGCGAGCGCCGGAGAAAAGGCGAGAGAAAAGAAGCUCGAGAGUCGAGCCUGAGCGUAUCCGGCAGUCGGAAGAUACAGGAUGCCUAUCUCUCUGAGGUCGCGGCUGAAGACGCGGACCCGGGGGACCGUCUCGCGGCUUCAGAGGUGAAAAGUUCUGCGUCCUCGGAGGCUCCAGCCUCGCCCGGCACCGCGCGAGAAGAUGGCGCGUCGCGUCUCGCUGCGACGAGCCCUUCGCGGUCGCAAGGCGGCGGAGCUUCCACAGUGGCGACGCGGAGCUCUUCGCGCAUCGCCGCAAAGACCCAGGUACCGGAACCUGCGUCACGGCGCGAAGAGAGGGAAGAGAGGAGACAGAGAGAGGAUAAGCUCUGGGAGCGAGUGCAUAGACGGAGAGACUCAGAGAAGGAGGAGAAAGGCGGUGAGAUCCGAUACGAGAGAGAAGAGAAGAGCGGGGAAGAGACAGAGGCGAACACAGAGGACGCGAAGAAAGGGGGCGAGCGAUCGUCGACCUCACCGGAGUCUGAGCUUCUUCCCAGCCGACAGAAAAGCUCCUCGGACUUCAAGGGACCUGUGAAGGGAAGCCGAAGAGGCCCUGUGACUCUCUUCUCCGAACCUUCUGCGCCGCCUGCGAACGACGAGCCCAGCGACGCAGGAGGCGCUACGCCCUCGAGCGAGGCGAAGCUCGGGACUGGACGCCCGAAGCGCAGCGCCUCCGCGAAGGCUUUUUCGGCCGAGAAGGUGAAUCGCAGUCGGAAAGCUGCGUCCGAGAAAGAGGAUUCGGGUGUACACACACCGCAGAACUCGAGCGACGCGAGUCGCCCGCGAGCGGAGAGUGCGACUGAAGCCGCGCCGCGAGGCCCAGAGGGUCCGGGCACCUCUGACGACCCAGCGGCCGGCGUCGUCGUCUCAGGUUCGGAUGACCGCGCCGCAGGGUCUGCGUCGAAGCAGAGACCGCUCGACUUGAUGUCGCCGACGCGGAGCGCGGCGUCUCCUCUCGAACGACCCUCCGCGCCUGUCUCCCCCGUCGCGGAGGCAGUCUCCUCGGCAUCUCCGCUGGCGUCUCAGCGCGAGGCUGCGCCGGCGCGGAGAUCUGCGCGACAGCAGCAGCGCCAGGCGGCUUUAGCUACCUCGCUGUCGAGAUGUCUGGAAGGCGACGGAGCUGAGUAUGUGGAGGCGCAGCCGCGGUCGAGCAAGGAGGGCCAGGACUCUCUGAAAGACAUUGCUCCCAGGGUCGCCGAUGCCGCGGCCUCGUCGCCGGACUCGACGGAGGAAACGCCGGGCUCGGACGCGUCCGCCACCUCGGCAGAUCCCUCGGGAGGCGCUGCGGAGUCCGGGAGACGCGGCGGGCGCGGCGGCUCAGGCUCUGGAGCCUCAAGCGGCUGCGGCGCGGCAGUGGAGACACGCCGGAGCUUGCUGGGCCUCACCAUCACGAACUCGCCAUACUGGAGCAGGCCAAGUACGCACGGCAGCGCCGCGGGAGGAUCUUCGGCGAGCGCCAGAGGAAGCAACGGGGACGCGGCGAAGGCUGGGAAGGAAGGACGAGAUUCGGAGACACAGGCCAAAUCUGCAGGCUCUUCGCUUGCAGUCCGCCCGAGGCUGCGACCGGGAAAAGCCUCGAACUCAGCCUCUGGGCCGGCAGGAGACGCAGGCGCUUCAGGGACGCUGCCGUCGCGGCGCGGUCCUGGCGCAGCUGCAUCUCCGUCAGAAAGAGCCUGCGAGAAGAAGGCGGAGAACCGAGAGAGUGGAGAGGAGCACCGAGAGAGUGGGGAGAGGGAGAGAGAGCUGAAGAGAGAGGCAAGUGACGAGAUGGCGAAGAACGGCGGGUGCCGGCGAGAAGACGUGAGGAAGGCGAGGCGAGGAGAAGAAGAAAAGAGAGGGAAAGCCGAUGAGAGAGAGCGACGAAAGGCGGAGGAAGACCUGGAGAAGGAGAGCCGGGAGCGCGGGGCGAAGAAGGCAGGGCAUGGCUCCGGCUCGGGGACUCGAAGCGGCCUUUUACCUCGGCUGCGGACGCGCGGCUUUGGGCGAGAAGAGCAGGGAGAGAACACGGACGGAGAAAACGAAGACGCUGGGCUGUCGGGGACACAACGAAGAGAUUUCCUGCCGACGCGAGGCACACAGUCCGCGAAGCGGAGCCGCCGAGCAGCAGAGGCGAUGGCCGCCGUCGCUGCAGGCGCCGCCGCCGCAGCUCGCGAGCGGAGACGUCAAGGGAGUACGAGACAUCUCGGAGACCAGCGAGAAGAAGAGGGAGGAGAAGAAAGAGAAGAAGAGGGAGAAGAAGAUCGCAUCAGUUUCUUCCGUCACGAAGGGGCUUCGUCCCCAGAGAGCAGGCAGGAGUCUGCAGCUCUCCUCGGCUUCAGCAGCACAAGCAUAAGCCGAGACACAUCGCCUGAGAAGGACGACGGUGGCCUGCGGUCGCGGCGACUCUCUGUGUCCUCGCUGCAGAGAGAAGAAGAGAAGACGCGCGGAGAGGCGAGGGAGACGCGGGCGUCGAAGGCCCGCCGCAGCGCGGUGGCAAGAGAUGAGGCCGAGAAGCGAGAGGGUGAGAGCGAGAAGAAGGAGGAAACUCAGGUGACCGAGGAGUCGCAGAAGGACGAAGGAAAAGAAGACUUGAAAGAGCUGGAGCGCAGAAGAAGGCGACUCACUCGAGGGCGAGAGGAAGAAAACGAAUGGCCCAAGUUUGGCCGUGGUCGAACGCGGCGGGCCUCUCUGCUCUCGUCGGCUUCGCUGUCGAGACACGGGAACGGCUCCCGCGCUGCUGCGGCUGGGGGAGACGAGCAGGAGGCGUAUGAAGAACUCAGACAGAAAUCGCGCGAAGAAGAGAAAGAGAUGAAAGAGGCAACGGAGAAGGACAAAGGCGAAGCAGGUGGAGAGACGGAGGAGCACGGAGAGUUGUCCUCUUCUCCGGUUGCGGUGGCACCGCGCUCGACUCGGGGGUUUACCUGCGUGAAGAGACAGUCUCCGAGUCUGGGAGAAGCUUCGCGGCUCUUGGACUCCACAGAAGGCGAGGAGAAGCGAGAGGGAGAAGAGAAGAAAGGCGAGGAGUCCGGGAGUGAAGGACCGAGCGUCUCUCCCUCUCACGGCGUCCGUGCUGCGUCUCGGCAGAGCAAACACGAGGCUAGUCGCGAGUCUGGGGACUUUGAGCAAGACGAGAAAAAGGGAGAAGAAGCCGAUCCGGACCCUGGAGACGCCGCCUCGGCGGAGGAGCGAGGGCGAGGGGAGGGAGGCUUGAACAGAGAAGGAGACAGAGAGGGGGACGAGGGAGAGGGUGGAGAAGAAAUCGAGAAGAAGGAAGAGAAAAGUCUGGCAGGGACGGAGGAGAGAGAGACCGAGACUGGCGAGGGACGCGAUGAUGCAAGCGCGCCGUCUGCAGACCGCGACAGGCACAGCCAAGAAGACAGACACGAGAAGAGAAAAGCGAAAGAAACAAGCGCGGACAGACCAGCAGAUGGAGAGGAGAAAGACUCUGUGGCCGACGGGGUCGUCCGUAGAACCGGGACGCGACUGUCUGCUGCCCGACAGAUGACACCGAAAAACGAAGAAGGCGAAUCCGCGGGAGCGAAAAAAGAUGGAAAACAGGCCGAAGAAGGCGGGGGAGAGGUGACCGCAUUCAAAGCAGUUAUUGCCAAGCUCGUCGCCUUCAACGAAGCCGAUAAAGUUCGGUACCCGCAGUGGUACACCGGCCCGGUCGGCGCCUUCGAACCGCGUCACAACCAGCUGUGCUGGUGGCGUUUCCGUGUUCAGGCGAAGUACCAGCCGGGCCGAGUAGUCAUGGACUUCAAUGAAGAAAUUCGUUGUGGACGCCUGACGGAAGCAGUGAAGCAGCAGCUCUUCGUGACUUGCGUUCGCCGAACACACGGCACUGGGUCGGCGCAGCAUCUCGUCUGUCGCAGCAACACAGACGAGACUGGCGGACCUGCAGAACCACCGCAUAUCGGAGACAUUGUCAUUGUGCAGAACCUCGAAGAUCUCAAAUUCUCUGUCUGCAACUGGAAGGUCACGAAGCCGCUGCCGUUCCCAGCUGGAGAAAUGCAGGUUCGCCUGGAGAGGGCGAGCGGCAGCGCGUUGGGCGUCCUCAACUCUUUAACGCGAGCCAAGAAAUUCUUGCAAAUCCGCGAAAAGUACAGUGGUCUGCAGUUCGGCUCUGUAGAGUCCCUGGAGAAGCAGCUUCUCGACAUCCUUGCGCGUGAGCACCUGAAGCCCACCCUCGAAAUUGUCGCUCAUCUUCAACAGGUGGACGUCGGUCACGUCCUGCAAACGUACACCUCGAUGCCCCCAGGCUGGGAUUGGACGGCUUUCCAGAAGGAGCAAGAUCGCUUGGUGGCGCAGCGGAGGCGCGGGAAGGCAGAUGCGUCUGCUGCGUUGGAGGACGAGUCCGCGCCUUCCGAGACCAGUGGUUCGACAGGGCGUCUCGGGCAGGCGCCUGCUUCUCCACCCUUCGGUUCGUCGUCUCCGUUCUCCUCCUCAGCCUGCACAGCGCGCAGUUCCGGUGCGAAGGCUGGCGCGUCUGGGCGCGAGGACGCGGCCUUUUCCGGUGCGUCCUCUCUCCGAUCCGCUGUAGGCGACACCCCGACCAUGUCGACCUCGACUUUCUCUGCGCCCUCUGCGUCUCCGCGCCGAGUUGUCUACGCGACGCUUCCGCCACACAUCGCUGCGGCGCGCGCCCGCGUGACGCUCGGGGCUGGAGGCGCAGGUCCGUCUCUCCAGGCGAUUCCUGUCCUCUCUUCGCUCACCCAGUCGCUCGCAUCUUCCUCGCUCCUCGACGACGACUCGCUCUCGCUCCUCGCCGACCUCCCUCCGAGUCACCCGCUGUUCCUCAACUUGCUCAACCAGAGCAGAGAGCCGCCGACGCCGCGCGCCGACGCGGUCGUCGGCGCGCUUCCCGGCUUGAGCGGCCAGUGGAUUCGCAUGUUGAGUCAGUUGAUUCUCCGGCGAGACGCUCUGCUGCACCUCCUUCAGCCGGUCUCCCUCGACCUCCUGCACAAUCCGACGCGCGUCUUCGGUCCGCUCCCCGCGCUCUUGCCGCCAGAUCUGCUCCUCCAAGUGAGUCUCGCGACCGGCGACGCAGGCCCAGCGUGUCACCUUCUGACUGCGAAUCUCUACCUCGCCAGACUCGCAGACAACGCGGCCGUUCGGACGCUCGACCCCGCGCAGAAACGCAUUCGGGUGCUCCAGAGCAGCCGCGCGGAGACCGCAGAUCGGUCGAGCUUCGCAGAAAGGCUCCUCGGCGCGCGAGACGAAAAACGAGCGAGGAAGUGGAGUGCCGAACGACACACAGACGCCGAGAAACCGCACCGGCCAAAGAAGAAACGAAGACGCGACCCCAACGAACCCCCCAGAAGACGCGGAAGACCGCCAAACCGACUUCGCUUCGCUUCAGGCGACGUCUCGUCUUUCGCUGCUCGUGAGACGUCGGCGGGUCCUCAGUCCUCCUCUGCACCGAAGGGUCCCUCUUCUUCCUCUUUGACUUCUUCCUCUUUGUCUUCUUCCUCUUGGUCUUCUUCCUCUUCGUCUUCUUCCUCUUCGUCUGCUGCAUGCGCUGCAUCUCUGCGUCGCUCUCUGUUGCUGCCGGCGUCGUCUUCUUCCCAGUCGGAGAACGCGCCUCCAGUCUCCUACGAGAUGGGUCACUCGAUCACCUUCUCUGUGGGCCUCACGUACGGCCGAUUGUUUCUGCCUUCUCUCAUCUCGGAGUUGUCUCCGAAUAAACGCCGAAGUGUGCAUGGACGGUGCAGCGACGACGAGGUUUCCGAGACGGAGCUGCUCGAGACGCUGGACCGCCGGUCGCGCGCCAAGAGGCUCUUCGAUCGGCAAAUUACAUGCGCGCCGUGGAUCGGGUGUUGCCCCAGUCAAAGCGCGGAACUCGCUGCUGCUCUCGCGCUCGGUACAGCGAAAACAGAGCCUUCGUCGUCGAGUCUCUCGUCAUCUUCGGACCUUCUUGCGUCUUCGGCUGUCUCGCAUGGGGAGAAGUGGACGACGGAGAGGCAGGAAAGGACGCUGGAGGCAGCGAGGCCUGCAGGAGAGGAGACGCCAUCCGCGGGAGAGAAAGAAGAUGCGCGGGAGAUGGGAGGAGACACGAACGAGACGGCGUUUCGGGAGGCUGCAAGUCUCGAGAGAGACGCGCCCGGAGAGCGAGAAGCCGUGGUUCGAGAGGAGCAAAAGACAGAGGAAGAGCAGGCGAAGGAAAGCGUCGCAAAAGAAGACAAGAAGUUGAACCAGUCUCGCCACGCUAACUCCGGAGACGCGCCUCCUUCAUCUCUCGAAACUUCUUCCCUGGAUCGUUGUUUCUUGCGGGAGGUUUCUGCUUCGUUUCCGGCGAGAGAAUCCGUUUCCGACAAGUCGAGAAACGGCGAGCACGAAGGCGAGAAGCGGUGUCGGAAAGAACUGGGAACGGUUCGAGUCAAGAAGCAAAUGACCCUUUGGUCGAGCUGGGGCCUGGCGAAGAAGCGCGAGGACCCACCUGAGAAGAGCAGUCAGUUGACCUCGUUGUCGAAGCCUAGGCAAGAGCCGUCGAAGUCGAUUCCGGGUGACGACAAGCAGGAAGCGAACAGAGCGUCCUCGCAGCGGUCUUCACUCUCAGCGCGCGGCCUGGGAGACCAGGUCUCGCUGGACAGUGGCGCGCAGCAAAGCCGCCUGCGAGCGACGCUCCGUGUGGGUGACGAGAAAGCCGUUGACGAGGAAAGAGAGACGUCCGCGAACGUCGAGGCAGGAGAAGGAGAAGCGGCAAGCGGGCACAAGGUAGGGAAGCCGGAGGGAACGAAGACUGAUGGGAUUCGAGGAGACAAUCCGGGAGACGAGAGACGAGCAGGAGAGGAAGCUGGUUCGUGGAACUCAAAUCUCAUUUUCUUCUCGCCGCUGAGCGUCUGUUCACAGGCAGAUGGUGAAGAGCAGAUAGAGGAAGAGAGCCGAUAUUCGAGCUGUCUCGCUGGAGAGAGUUGCGCGAAUGUCGAGCAGGAAAGAGUCAAAGGUGAGAGAGGAGACGCAGAGUCCGCUCGACACUCGCCAGGGCAAGCGAAGCGCGCGAGAGACAUGCCGGAAGGAGACCGCCAGCACGAAGGAGAACAGAAAAAGUUCCUCGACUGUGUUCCACUGGCGGCCGCGGAAGCCUCUGGAGUCUGGAGUGACAUCGCAGGCAAGACACAGAAGACGCCUGCCUCGGAGGCCCCCCGAGGGCGCCCGGAUGAGAAGACAGGAGACGCAGAGGAGACGCGCAGAGUCGCGGCUUGCUUCUCUUCGUCGCCUCUCUGUCGCGCCGAGCACGAGCUCUUCAGUGAAGGCGAAUCGGAGCUUCAAGCGGCGAUGCGUCUGAGUGUGAGUGACUUCGAGGAAGAAGAAGAAGGCGACAUCUUGAGGAAGGAAGAGCGAGAGGUUCCCGGGGUUGCGUGCGACCCGGCCAGGCCUUCUGCGUCUUGCGCUGCAGCUUCGAGUCCAGCUGCGAAGGAAAGGGAAGACGAAGGAAGGUCAGGCGUCUCCGAAGCAGCUCGCACUGCAGACAAACGGCUCGAGAGACCCGGUGAAUCGACGGAGAGAACACAAGGAAGAGAACGAGAGAGAUCGACUGGGAGUGGAGGAGAUGUAGCGGCGGAGGAGGGGGACGAGUGGGAUCCGAGGCCGCCUCUGUCUCUCGCGCGGUCUGCUGGUCUGAAGGAAGAGAAGUCGAGAGAUAGAGACCAGAGAGAAAGAACAGAGGAACGCAGAGAAGGGAAGUAUGCCCGCGAAGGCGAUGAGACUCACCGAAAGAGACAGACUCGUCGAGACUCGGGGAGAGAACUGGAGAUGCCGAACGCCAGUCGGGAGCCGCGAUUCCCCUUCUGCACUCCGGGACCGUACGAAAGUGUCAACCUCAAUCUCCUCUGCCUCCAUAACAGCUGCGACGACGAAGAUUUCCUCCUCAGGGUGGCUCUCGAAAAGGUCUCCUCGAAGCCGCCGCCUCUCGACGAAUUGGAACGGUGCUUCACCACCCACGGUGAACGCUUUGAUCUUCACUGGCUGGAUCGGCGCCUCGCGAAUACGCAGAAACUGCAGAAGCUCCAACCUGAACUCGUGCGUCUCCUCACUUCUUAUCGAACUCGAAUGGCAACCGCUUCGCGACUCGCUGCUUCCUCUUCUUCUGCUCCUCCCGCUCCUUCCGCUUCUGCCUCCUCGUCUCCGUCUUCCGCGUCGGCUUCUCGUUCUGCUUCUUUUUCAGGUUCGUCGAGGUCGACAUCGUCUGUGGCACCGGCUCCUCGCGCGUCCUCUUCGUUUUCUGUCGCGCGACUCGCGGAAGGCCUGGGAGCGCGAGAGAAGAGUUUCCAGACGCUGAAGGAGAAGCAGGAGGCAGGGGCAGUGCUGCUGCGACAGGCGCUUCGUCUCUUCGCGAAAGAAAAGGAGCAUCUCUUGCAGAAGCGCGCCAAGUGUCGUGAAAAGCGAGAGAAGGACGGUCCGCCGUUGUCCAGUUGGCUGCCGGCUGUGGAGACGCUGCGAACGAAGAAGCGAAGCGACGACGCGGCGCUUCUUCCUCGACUCCAGCCGAGCUACGACUGGCAAGUCGAGGCCCUCGCUGCUCUCCCAAACCGCUCGCUUCCCGCAGACAACGAGGCAAGAAAAGGCGAACGAGAAGAUGCACGGAAAGAUGAGCAGAAGGAAAAAGAGAUCCCCGUCGAAUUCGAGGCUCUCUUCAACACUCUGCGCAUCCUCGCCAAGCAAAAGGUAUCCAGUACCCUCCCCUCGUCGAGUUCUUCUCUUUCUUCUUCUCUUUCUUCUUCUCUCCCUUCUCCUCGGUCUUCGUCUUUGUCUGGCGUACGUUGUGCGGGGUCGGGUGCUUCGGGAGGCGAAGGCAGAGAGGGGAGAGCAGGCGACGAAAAAGGCGAUAAGGGAGCUGUGUCGCCAGACUCUGUAGAAGGAAAUGCAUGCGAGGAUCCGGAGAAGCGCGAGCGCGAAGAAGAGAGGAGUGUGCGCGAGGCGCUUCUGCAAGAGGAGCUGAAGGAGAUCGAAGAGUGGAGACAAAUCUUCGUGGAACUCUUGAGCAUGCAGCCAGGGACGCCGAAGAAUCCGCAUGUUCUUCGAGGUCCAGUGGACGGUUUCGCGGUGCCUGCUCGCGGUUGAGUUUGAGUUUUUCUCUUGUCUGUUCCAUUUUUUUUUCGCGUUCAACGUCUGUUUGUCCUUUCGUGGCGACUUGUCUGGGGCGGGAGUGCGUCUUUGUUUGUUUGAAAGGACCGUCCACUGUCCACGCGUUAUCGCGGGGGUGUUCGCAGAUUCAGCCCCCGUCUCUCUGUCUUCUCUCAACUUUUUGCGACAUCUUUCUUCCCUUCGGAGACAGCUCCGUGUGUCUUGUGUUGGGGAAAGAGUCAAGUAGCUUUUUCGUCUUGUCAUUUUCCGUGGCGUAGCAAGAAAGGAGAGCAGCGCAGGAGAAGCGCAGAGACAGGAGAGACUGGGGGCCUCGCGUCCGUUCGCGCGCAUCCCCGCCGAGUUCUUUGUGGGUCCAAUCUCUCGGCUCGUUUGUCCUCUGGGGAAUAUGGAACAUCUCACGUUUUCCGCGGCCUGUGCAGGUGCUCACAUUGCGUUUUUACUGUCGCGCGCCUCUCGCGCGGCGUCUCGACUCUUCUUGGCAAGCGGUUCCUGCCGCAUGGCGUUUCGCUGCUGGUCAACCUUCCCUUAACUCUUGGCGCG